Protopolystoma xenopodis is the source of this 369-nucleotide messenger RNA. Lineage: Eukaryota; Metazoa; Platyhelminthes; Monogenea; Polystomatidea; Polystomatidae. The record is from the annotation of a GenBank genome assembly.
AUGGUGACGAUCGAGGCUUGGCGAAAGAUGUCAGCAAAUCUUGCUGACAAAUUGGGCUUUCUCACCUUGUCACUUCGUUACUCAACUUUAUCUCAACAACAACCCCUUAUCUGCCAAUUGACAGUCACGUGGGCCCGCAACAUUUCACCAGUCCUUCAGAAGAAGACCAUCGUUGUUCGGCCUUUGCAUUCCUUUUUCGCCCCCUUCCCCACGACCGACCUGUACAUGCAAGCAAUCGUGGUCAAGGACCGACUCUUGCGCUCAUCACCUUGCCUCCCUUUCUCCCUCUCGCCCCCUUUCGGUCUCUUUGGCUCGUUCCCACUCUUUGCAACAUUCACGCAUUUGCACGUUCAUGCGGUCAGAUACUAG